Messenger RNA from Thlaspi arvense, 2230 nucleotides. Lineage: Eukaryota; Viridiplantae; Streptophyta; Magnoliopsida; Brassicales; Brassicaceae. The record is from the annotation of a GenBank genome assembly.
AUGGACUCCGAAUUUGCAAAAAAACUCGCUCAUUCUACACGAACAACAAUUAAAACCCUUUGGAAAAACCUCCCUGGCUUCUUUGGAAGAGACGAAAUGUUCGCCGUUUCACCGUCGUCCUUCUCGCCGGCAAUUAUUUACCCGAGCCGUAGUGGUCAGGUGAAGAAACCUCAGCUUCCGAGGAAAUUCUCGGUGGUGAGGGCAGGAGCGAAGAGGAUACUCUACGGAAAAGAUAGCAGAGAGGCACUACAAGCCGGUAUCGAUAAAUUAGCUGAUGCUGUUUCCGGCACCUUGGGGCCUCGAGGGCGUAAUGUAGUGCUGGCUGAAGCAGAUACAAUCAAAGUGAUUAACGAUGGUGUCACCAUUGCUAAAUCCAUCGAGCUCCCUGACACGAUUGAGAAUGCUGGAGCAACACUAAUCCAAGAGGUCGCGAUUAAAAUGAAUGACUCAGCCGGUGAUGGGACAACGACUGCGAUCAUAUUGGCUAGAGAAAUGAUCAAAGCCGGAUCUUUGGCAAUUGCAUUUGGAGCUAAUGCUGUUUCCGUGAAGAAUGGGAUGAACAAGACUGUGAAAGAGUUGGUCAGAGUACUGAAUGCGAGGAGUGUUCCUGUAAAGGGGAAGAAUGACGUGAAAGCCGUUGCUUCAAUCUCUGCUGGCAACGAUGACUUCGUGGGGAACUUGAUUGCUGAAACUGUGGAAAAGAUUGGCCCCGAUGGUGUUAUCUCUAUUGAAUCAUCUUCCUCAUCAGAAACGUCUGUUAUAGUUGAGGAAGGAAUGAAGUUUGACAAGGGAUACAUGUCGCCUCAUUUCAUCACAAACCAGGAGAAAUCUACUGUGGAAUUCGAAAAAGCUAAAAUCCUUGUGACGGAUCAGAAAAUCACCACAGCCAAAGAGCUAGUUCCUCUACUGGAGAAAACUUCACAGCUGAGUGUUCCGCUGCUUAUAAUUGCGGAAGAUAUCUCUGCGGAGGUGCUUGAGAUACUGGUGGUGAAUAAGAAGCAAGGUUUGAUCAAUGUUGCUGUUGUAAAAUGUCCUGGAAUGUUGGAUGGGAAAAAGGCUUUGCUACAAGACAUUGCACUCAUGACAGUUGCUGACAUGACAAAUGAUAUAAAAACAGGAGCUGAUUAUCUUUCCGGAGAUUUAGGCAUGAGUCUCAUGGCCGCAACUUCAGAUCAGCUGGGUGUUGCUCGGAGAGUAGUUGUUACAGCUAAGUCAACAACGAUAGUAGCAGACCCUUCAACUAAACCGGAGAUUCAGGCGAGAAUUGCUCAGAUGAAAAAGGAUCUAGCUGAGACAGAUAAUUCAUAUCUUUCAAGAAAAAUCUCAGAGAGAAUUGCUAAGCUCACAGGAGGCGUGGCUGUAAUAAAGGUAGGAGGUCACACUGAAACAGAGCUUGAGGACAGAAAACUUAGAAUAGAAGACGCAAAGAACGCAACGUUUGCAGCCAUGAGAGAAGGUAUAGUACCAGGUGGUGGUGCGGCGUAUAUCCAUCUUUUAGAUGAGAUCCCUAGAAUCAAGAAGGAUCUAAUGGAAGAUUCAUACGAGGAAAUAGGUGCAGAUAUUGUAGCAACGGCGCUCACGGCACCUGCGAUGGCCAUAGCAACCAAUGCCGGGGUUGAUGGAUCAGUUGUGGUGGAGAAAACCAGAGAACUCGAAUGGAGAAGCGGUUACAACGCAAUGUGUGGAGAAUAUGAGGAUCUUCUAAACGCUGGAAUCGCAGAUCCUUGCCGGGUUUCAAGAUUUGCCCUUCAAAACGCGGUUUCUGUUGCCGGCAUUGUUCUCACGACUCAAGCAGUGCUCGUGGAGAAGAUCAAGCAGCCUAAACCUGCCGUUCCUCAAGUUCCUGGCAUACCCACCACAUAACCUAACCACCAAAGGUAACAAACAAGCUCGAAAACCAAACGCUUUCAGCAGACGACUUUGUCUUAAUCGAGGAGACCAUUGGUCACAAAAUGGUGUUUGGUUUUGUUGUUUACUAAAACAUCAAAAUCUGUGAUGCCAUGAUAUGUGCACACUGGAAAAAGAAAAGGAAUUGUUAAAUUUAUUGUUGCUUAUUGUGGGAGCCAAGCUUGCUGCUAGCCUCAGUUAUCCGUCAUAGUAAGAAGUGAUGUGCCUUGUAAUGCAAGUUUUCCUAUGUUACAAACCCUAAUUGUUGUAAUAUACAGAGCUUUUUCUCUGUUUUUGGUCGCAAUAUACAGAUAGCUUUUCUCUGUUAUACAUAUACGCCUCA